Molecule: messenger RNA, 1775 nt
Organism: Dryobates pubescens (Downy woodpecker)
Lineage: Eukaryota; Metazoa; Chordata; Aves; Piciformes; Picidae
Gene: NPTN
Product: neuroplastin
Exons: 9
Coding region: 40-1230 (396 amino acids)
Biological process (GO): dendrite self-avoidance; homophilic cell-cell adhesion; axon guidance
Cellular component (GO): axon; plasma membrane
Molecular function (GO): cell-cell adhesion mediator activity
Source: RefSeq, a predicted model, not a curated record
CCCCUUUUCUUCCCCCCCCCUCGCCCGCCGAACAGGAGGAUGUCGCGCUCCGGGCCGCUCCCCGCCGCCCUGUCGCUGCUGCUGGCGACGGCCGCGCUCCUGCCGGGACCCGCCGCGGCGCAGAACGCCGGGUUUGUCAAGUCGCCCAUGUCAGAAACUAGACUCACGGGGGACGCCUUUGAGCUGUACUGUGAUGUGGUUGGGAACCCCACUCCAGAGAUCCAGUGGUGGUAUGCUGAAGUCAACCGGGCCGAGUCUUUCAAACAGCUGUGGGACGGGGCUCGGAAGCGCCGCGUCUCCAUUAACACAGCCUACGGGGCCAAUGGGGUGAGCGUGCUGCGGGUAACGCGCCUCGCCCUGGAAGACUCGGGCACCUACGAGUGCAGGGCCAGCAACGACCCCCGGAGGAAUGACUUGAGGCAAAACCCCUCCAUAACGUGGAUCCGAGCCCAGGCUACUAUAAGCGUCCUGCAGAAGCCCAGGAUCAACGCCAGCGAGGACGUCGUCAUCCACGUCUAUGGCCCGGCCGUCACGUUGCAGUGUAACCUCACCACCAGCCCCAGCCCCCUUUCUGCCAGCUACUGGGUGAAGAAUGGAGAGGAGAUCCCUGGCACUAGAAAAUCUUCCAACACUACAGAAUACAAGAUUCUGAAGCCCAGAGCAGAGGAGUCUGGGGAGUACCUGUGUGUGUUUGUGUUCUCCAACUCUCCCAUAGCCAAUGCCACCAUAGAAGUGAGAGCCACUCCUGACAUCACUGGCCACAAGAGAAGUGAGAACAAGAACGAGGGGCAGGAGGCUCUGAUGUACUGCAAGUCCGUGGGCUUCCCGCACCCCGAGUGGGUCUGGCGCAAGAAGGUCAACGGAGUCUUUGAGGACAUCAACAACUCCUCUGGCAGGUUCUUCAUUGUAAACAAGGACAACUACACCGAGCUCAGCAUCACGAACCUGCAGAUCACCGAGGACCCCGGCGAGUACCAGUGCAACGCCACCAACCAGGUCGGCUCCGUCUCGGUCACCACCAUCCUGCGUGUGCGCAGCCACCUGGCUCCCCUCUGGCCCUUCCUGGGCAUCCUGGCAGAGAUUGUCAUCCUGGUGGUCAUCAUAGUCAUUUAUGAGAAGAGGAAGAGGCCGGAUGAAGUCCCAGACGACGAUGAACCAGCUGGGCCAAUGAAAACCAAUUCUACAAACAAUCACAAAGAUAAAAACUUACGCCAGAGAAACACAAACUAGAAAUGCUCAUCAUAGCUUUAAGUUUCUGAGAGACUGAUGGCAAUAUGACCUGCUAAAUUUAAGGGUUGGAACUCUUGGUUCUAGAACUCCAGUUCUGUCUGAUUAUUCUUCUUCUUACUCUGAUGAUUUGAUUUGAUUUUUUUUUCCUCCUCCUUUUCAAGUGAGCAACGAUAUGACUGUCUAAAGCAUGCCUUAUUUAGCCUCUCCUGUAAGGGUGACCUAGCCAGAUACAUUUUACUAACGCUUCCGUGUAGAAGGUGUAAACUCUUUCGGGCUUUGAUGUGCUGUGAAUGUUGCUUCCUCCUUUUCUUUCGAUUCGGUUUUCUUCCCCUCCCCCCGCGCUCUCUCUCUCUCUCUCUCCCUCUCUCUCUCCCUCUCCCUCCUCGAUCUAUUUAAACAUUAGGAGUAGCGAGUCGCUGGCUUUGCCCGCAUGCGCCGUUUUUUACUUGCCGUAGCUGUUAAGGUUGGCAGAGCUCCCCCAGCGCUCCGCUGCCAUCUCCUGGGACUUGCGUUACAGUGCAGAGGAACUUGCAGAGCCCGAGGGG